Molecule: messenger RNA, 1617 nt
Organism: Nymphaea colorata (pocket water lily)
Lineage: Eukaryota; Viridiplantae; Streptophyta; Magnoliopsida; Nymphaeales; Nymphaeaceae
Product: probable inorganic phosphate transporter 1-3
Exons: 2
Coding region: 1-1617 (538 amino acids)
Biological process (GO): transmembrane transport; phosphate ion transport
Cellular component (GO): membrane
Molecular function (GO): phosphate transmembrane transporter activity
Source: RefSeq, a predicted model, not a curated record
AUGGAAAACGGCGGCGGGCACAAGGUGCUCGAUGCCUUCGACAGCUCCAAGACUCGCCCUUUUCACUUCCGCGCGAUUGUUAUCGCGGGGAUGGGCUUCUUCACGGACGCCUAUGACCUGUUCAGCAUCUCCCUAUGCACCAAGCUGCUGGGAAGACUGUAUUAUUUUGAAGGCAACAAAGAUCGCCCGGGUUCGCUGCCCCCCAAUGUAUCUGCUGCCGUCAAUGGCGUCGCUCUUUGUGGCACUCUAGCCGGCCAACUGUUCUUCGGGUGGCUCGGCGAUAAGGUAGGGAGGAAGACGGUGUACGGGUACACCCUGAUUAUGAUGGUUAUCUGCUCCAUCGCCUCCGGUCUCUCCCUGACGACUGAGCCCAAGGCUGUGAUGACGACCCUUUGCUUCUUCCGCUUCUGGCUUGGCUUCGGCAUUGGCGGCGACUACCCACUGUCGGCCGUCAUCAUGGCUGAGUACGCCAACAAGAAGACGAGGGGCGCGUUCAUAUCUGCCGUCUUUGCCAUGCAGGGGUUCGGCAUCCUGGCCAGCGGGAUCAUCUCCCUCAUGGUUUCCGCUGGGUUCAGGCACAAGUACCCAGCCCCGGCUUACCAGGACGACAUGGUGGCUUCGACCGUGCAUCAGGCCGACUACGUGUGGAGGAUCAUCCUCAUGUUCGGCGCCGUCCCUGCAGCUCUCACGUACUAUUGGAGGAUACGGAUGCCGGAGCCGCCGAGAUAUACGGCUCUGGUGAAGCACGAUGUGGAGCGAGCAGAGCGAGAUGCACAGAAGGUGAUAGGGAGAGAAAGGUUCGCUGUAGAAGCAAACUUGGAGCAAGAGCACAGGCCGAGAGAGAGGCAACCUGUUGGAGUAGCCGAGGAAUGGGGCCUCUUUAGCCCAGAAUUCGCUCAGAGGCACGGCUUACAGUUGGUGGCCACAACCACCACAUGGUUCCUCCUUGACAUUGCUUUCUACAGCCAGAACCUGUUCCAGAAGGACGUCUUGACUAACGUGGGGUGGAUCCCUAAAGCCAAGACCAUGAAUGCCAUCGAAGAGGUAUACAGGAUUUCACGCGCACAGACCCUGAUUGCUCUCUGCGCCACAAUUCCCGGCUACUGGGUCACCAUCGCGCUCAUCGACAUCAUCGGCCGAGUUACUAUACAGUUGAUAGGCUUCUUCUGCAUGACCGUGUUCAUGUUCGCUCUUGCCAUCCCCUACGACCACUGGAAGCAGAAGGACAACCGCAUCGGCUUCGUGGUGAUGUACUCCCUCACCUUCUUCUUUGCCAACUUUGGUCCCAACACCACCACCUUCGUUGUUCCAGCGGAGGUUUUCCCGGCAAGGGUGAGGAGCACCUGCCACGGCAUCUCCGCUGCCUCCGGCAAAGCUGGUGCUAUUAUCGGCGCAUUCGGGUUCCUCUACGCUGCGCAAAGCAAGGACAAGACCCAGACCGACCCAGGCUACCCACCUGGUAUUGGUAUCAAGAACGCCCUCAUCGUCCUGGGGGUGACCAAUGCUCUCGGCUUCUUCAUCAGUUGGGUGCUUCCUGAACCCAAAGGCAAGACGCUCGAGGAAGCGUCAGGAGAGACAAACCCUAAGCAGGUGAAGAGCAAGUUGAUGACAAGGUAG